AUGAUCUCGUCAAAGUUGACGCAUUUGGCGCAUCGGACAUCCUGUGUUGCUUCCAUCUCCUCUCCAGCCUCGAGCACCGCUGCGGCCACCGCUCACCGUAGCACGCAAUGUGCUGCCGUCCGCGCCCGUCGUCCACACCAGCGCCGACAUUCGAGUAGCAAAGCAUCUUGCCCACCAGAGAACAGUGCAACUGGUGGCAAGCCCACUCCGGCGACCAAGGAGACUGCUGAGCUGUCCAACCCGGAAACGACCCAGAAAGGCAACAAGCGCAUCCCACGUACAAAGCGCUCGCGACCUGCCACCGCUGCAAAGUCGGAAGAUCAGUUUGCGGGUCUACCAGCUGUACCUGGCACACAGCACAUCAACUAUGCAGAUCUAACCGUAUCUUCGUUCUUCUCCCUGCAUAGACCUCUGUCGCUCGCAACCACUAUCCCACCUCCAUCCAGCGCUGGAGUUUUCGAUAGCAUCUUCGAGACACGACCCGAGCAGGAUCCCUGGGAACAUGGCAACUCUGCUGAGGGCCGUCCUGAAGAUGUCACUUAUGCUCUGACCAGCCUCUUCAAGGGCCUCGGAAUCGGUGGUGCGGGGGAGGACAGCAUGCGUGUAGAUAUGAUGUCGGAAAGCAUGACGAAUCAAGACGGCGUGACGCAUUUGGAUGGUCCACCACAGUUGAAGAGUCUGGACGAAGUGGUGGCUUCCUUCAAACCCUAUGCAGCUCCACCAGCACCGGAGCCCUUUCUCUCCGAGCCGGAGUCAAAAGUCGCGGAUAAGAAGCGAUCUACUAGGAAGAAGACUGAGAAGCGAUACCUUACGACCAUCUUCCUUACGGAGUCCACGGCCGAGAAUGGCGAGAGCACAUGGACAGCCUCUUCAUCACCCGUGGUUGCUGUUCCUGAGCCACAACGGCCUCGUUUCCAGGAGGGGAAACGGCAACGCGAGCUACACUUCUGGAGAGCUCUCAAGCAGAAGAUGCUGGAGCAGACAGAUGCGACACAAUCUAUAAGGAAGGCGCCAAGUGCCGCACAAAAGUACAAGAUGCUGCUCAUCUCUGUCAAGAGGCAGCGAAAGCUGAAGAUGAAGAAGCACAAGUACAAGAAGCUCAUGAAGCGUACACGAAACUUGAGGCGGAGACAGGAUCGCGCCUAA
Ramularia collo-cygni is the source of this 1146-nucleotide messenger RNA. RefSeq lists its product as uncharacterized. The transcript is spliced from 2 exons. The record is from RefSeq and is a predicted model, not a curated record. Gene Ontology annotation, cellular component: mitochondrion. NCBI's taxonomy places the organism in Eukaryota, Fungi, Ascomycota, Dothideomycetes, Mycosphaerellales, Mycosphaerellaceae. Gene Ontology annotation, biological process: mRNA processing. The coding region runs from base 1 to 1146 and encodes 381 amino acids.